Messenger RNA from Fimicolochytrium jonesii, 1555 nucleotides. RefSeq lists its product as uncharacterized. The record is from RefSeq and is a predicted model, not a curated record. Lineage: Eukaryota; Fungi; Chytridiomycota; Chytridiomycetes; Spizellomycetales; Powellomycetaceae. The transcript has 2 exons. The coding region runs from base 176 to 1372 and encodes 398 amino acids.
GUAUCUGUGAGGCUUCCCCCAGCAGCAGAGCCCUGGGUGGAAGUCGGAGUGAGCUGCCAGAAAGCCGGGCAGGGUGUGGGGUUUGUUUUGGCAAGGUCGAGAUCCUACGUUGUCGUAGGCCCUGCAACUCUAUUGUAACCGAGAUCCCCUAUAUACAGUAUAUACCCGCCUUUCAAUGCUUCGUUUGUGCUUGGCCUCUCUAUGCGUCAGUACUUUGACCACCACACUGGGUGUCUCUGCGCAAGGAGCACCUGAAACGGUAGCUAAUCGCUUAGUAGGAUGCUUUCGCAACGAUGACACGAAUCCCCUCGUUACCAACUUGGGGUCGUUCGAAGAUUUAGGACGCCUUUCGACCUUGCAGGGCACCAUAGAAGGCUGCUUGGAACUCUGCGACAAGCAGUCGUUGGACAUGUGCGGGCUUGCGGCACCCAAUCCAUUACAGGGCACUCCUGGUUUAUGCCUGGGUGCCGACUUUAGCAUUGGCUUUAGAGAAUGGAGAAGAACAGCGGAUGCCCCCGACGCAAAUUGUAGCGCACCGUGCCCGGUGGUUGGGAACAUACCAGGCGGUUGUGGAGGCAUGCCCGCACCACCAACAAGCCCGGGUGGAUUCGUUACGGUGUAUCGAAUAGGAAACGGGACUAGGUGGGGACACCAUCGGCACACGGAGGGCGUUUCGGCAACAACAAUCGUGACGGGCCAGCUCGUAGGAGCGACGCCAGUCCCAUCCGCCCGCAAUGCCACAGCAACAAUGGCCGCCGACAGUUCCACUCCCAUCAUCGAUCCCACCACCGGCCGCGCAUCAACAAACCAACAACAACCUCCUACCACAACCAUCAUCCAAGUCGCCGAAGACGCCCACAAAAACUGGGACCAUUUCCGCCGCCGCAAAAAAAUCAUCAUCGCAGCCGUCUCCGUUGUCGCCUUCCUAGCCGUCUUUGCAGCCUCCGUCGUUAUGUACCACAGCAGACGAGGACGGUCACGUCGCAACCGCAACCCCAGCAUCCGUGGUGGUGAUGAUGGUGACAACCCUCCUCAAAUGCAAUCCGACAGCUACCUGGGACUCAUCGGUAACAACCCCGACGCGUCCAUCUCCCGCGAAUCCGUCGCAUCCUCCCGAAUGCUCCACCCCCUUUCCGCUACCGCCUCCAGCAUGUCGCUGAUAUCCACACCGCCACAAGCCCUAUCCCGCAAACCCACCCUAGCAUGUCUGCUUGAACCGCGUGCCAUGACACCCGAGAACAUCGCGCAUCGUGUACCGUCGUUCACGGGCCCGGAGGAGGCGCAGAGUGGGGGGUUCAGUAUGAACUAUAUGGCGGCGUAUGGGCAGAGGGCGCAGGUUGCGCCGUGGGAGGCGAUGGAGAGAAACAAGUAGAUAUCUAUAUAGUUACACCGAUAUUGUAGAUGCGGGAAGGCUGGAUCUUUUCCCCUCUGAGGACUAGCAGAGAGAUACCUUUUCCACAUUUUAAGACAUAUAAAUGUACACAGUAAGACUGGGGCGGCGCUAAUAAUACAGACAACGCUUGGUGCUUUUAAGUUUCGAGUCCCCGUUCCGCAU